Acanthochromis polyacanthus (spiny chromis) is the source of this 6626-nucleotide messenger RNA. RefSeq names its product beta-2 adrenergic receptor-like. Gene Ontology annotation, cellular component: membrane. Gene Ontology annotation, molecular function: beta2-adrenergic receptor activity; norepinephrine binding. Gene Ontology annotation, biological process: adenylate cyclase-activating adrenergic receptor signaling pathway; negative regulation of smooth muscle contraction; norepinephrine-epinephrine-mediated vasodilation involved in regulation of systemic arterial blood pressure. Lineage: Eukaryota; Metazoa; Chordata; Actinopteri; Pomacentridae. The coding region runs from base 245 to 1693 and encodes 482 amino acids. The transcript has 4 exons. The record is from RefSeq and is a predicted model, not a curated record.
GCAAGUGUGGUCGAGGGCUGGACGAGUGUGUUUAUACAUGAGUGAGAACAGAAAGCAACAGCGAGACAGAGUGUGUGUGCGUGUGUGUGUGUGUGGCACACACAAGACCUGAAAUUUACAACUCAGCAAAAAAUGAAGGAAGAGUCACUGACAAACACAUUAUAAUGACACUUUGUGUUAUGGAUUUAAAAGCAUCAGGAGUAUGAUAGCAGUGGACUGAAGCAGAGGACAAAGCCUGGAGAUCAUGGGAGUUGCUGGCACUAACCAGUCAGAGCACACCAACUUCACUUUACCACCUAAAUCACCAGAGUACAGCGAUGCAGAACUCGUGCUGCUUGGUGUUGCAAUGGCCAUUCUGGUUCUGGCGAUAGUUUUUGGUAAUGUGAUGGUGAUCACAGCCAUCCUGCGGUUCCAGCGGCUCCAGACCGUCACCAACCUCUUUAUUGCCUCUUUGGCUGUAGCUGAUCUCAUCAUGGGCGUGGUUGUGGUCCCCUUCGGUUCCUCUCACAUUCUGCUGAGGGCUUGGAAGUUUGGAAACUUCAUGUGUGACUUCUGGACAGCUACCGACGUCCUGUGUGUGACAGCCAGUAUAGAAACACUGUGUGUGAUUGCUCUGGACCGCUACCUUGCCAUCACCUCGCCGCUCCGCUACCCAACACUGCUCACCAGGGGUCGGGCCUUCGCAGUGGUGCUCGGGGUUUGGGUGGUGGCCUCCCUCAUCUCCUUCCUGCCCAUCCAUCUGAAGGUGUGGGUGGCACAUGAUGAAAAAGCUGAACAGUGCAUGAAAGAUGAGAACUGCUGUGAAUUCAACACCAAUGCGCCGUACGCUGUGUCGUCGUCAAUCGUGUCGUUCUACCUGCCGCUGGUGGUGAUGAUCUUCUUGUACUCCCGCGUAUUCCAGGAGGCUCAGAAGCAGCUGGAGAAGAUCAGAGGGAGGGAGAGGCAUUUUUAUAACUUGCAUUACUCUGCACAGCUGGCUUAUCCUGAUGAUAGCCCUGCAAUGAAUAAACUCCGGGCAGGGAAUGAGGUGGGAGAGGGAGAAGGAGAAGACAGACUAAACAUGCAGACACCAGACAUGUCAGAAGAGAAGGAGGGAGAGAACAGAGCACGGACAGAAAAAGGAGAGGGAAAACACUCUGCUGCAAAGCGUCUUAAGUUCUGUCUAAAGGAGCAAAAGGCUGUAAGAACUCUGGGGAUCAUCAUGGGAACUUUCACACUGUGUUGGCUGCCAUUUUUCAUCCUCAACAUCCUCAUAACAUUUCUCAACUUGGGUGACAUUAAGGUGCCCUUCAGACUCCUCAACUGGCUGGGAUAUUCCAACUCGGCCUUCAAUCCACUCAUCUACUGCCGCAGCCCAGAUUUCAGACACGCCUUCCAGGAGAUACUGUGUCUGAGGGGCAAAGGAGGAAGCUGGGGUGGGAGGAGGGGAUGGGGAUGGUGCAGAGAGAAAGAUCGUUACGCAAAGCCUAAACGUAGGCCGAAAGGGAACUCGGACUUGAAUGGCAUCAGGAGGCUGGACGUUGAGCAGAAGUCAGGGUGGAAGGGGAGUCUCGAUAGCUCUAUUCAGGACAGCUCACUAACUUUGGCUCCUCCAGCUUUAUGCUGUGAGCAAGUUUUAGAUGUUGCUCCAGGAUCCCUGACCAACAGUUCUGCUCACUGGAGCUGUAAGAAAAAUCUGGCAUCGAUAGCUUGAUAGAACCAUUAGACUUUACGUUUUGUGUGCAGUAAAAAACACUUUGUUGAAGCUCAUUAUGUUUGCAUUUGGUUUAAACACCGUUCCGUCAGUGUUGCUGCGUUUUUACUUGUGAUCACUGCUACUCUUUGAAGCUGGAUUUUCUUCAGGUUUCCUAAUAAGAGUUUAAAUCACAAAGGCAGCUACACAAGUAAAACAUAUUGGGCAGUGUCAGCUUCACAAGGAGUCUGACAUAUUUUAAAAAGGAUUUCCGAACAUCAUAUUCUAGCUCAUUUAGCUACAAAAAUAUGGCUGAUGGCUGAUUACCUGGUGCAGCAAAAGUGACACCAAACAUUAUCAGCUUCACCAAAGUGGUAUCACUGCAGGGAAAGAAACAGCAAAUCAGUGAAAAGGUUUUAAUGAUCGCUGGGUAUGAAACCAUUGAGAGUAAUAAAAAUAACAUGCAUGCUCAUUCAUUCCAAAACACUCUUAUUGAAAGCAGGCAGAUAUUAAAAUUAUCAAAUUGCCAGUUUCUUAAGAAUAUAGACAUUUGAGCUGCUGGCAGGAAGGUUGCUGGUUCAAUUUCAAGAUUUAAGUGCCAUUACUCACACAUACUGUAUUGUAUCAUUAGAAUGUAUUGCUCAAUGUGUUUUGUCCUGUAGGUGCCGCAGUAGUUGUAAAUGUUUAGCUGUUUUUUUGCUAUUUAAUAUUCAUAACAGACUCUGACUGAGAAGUUUGGAUGACUAAGAUUCAUGUCAGGAGAGAUUCUUUUGCAUUUUAAAAUCCCUGAAAACUUGUCUUUUCUCCUAAUUGAGCAGACAGAGGAAAUGCAAAUACAAAAAGGUCCUGUGGAAUAAUUGCCAGACCGUAGAGUGUUCCAGUGGGUUGCCAUCACUCAUAAUAUGAAGGGAGAAAACAGCUUUCGGGCCCAUUAAGGUGAAUCUUAACAAGCAUUUGGAUGAAAUCUUUCUGAAAAGACAGUGACUACCUAUGGCUAAACUGCCCCGCUGAUGGAGCCCGUUAAGCCAAACACACACUGGUUUCUCUCUAAACCCACAAGGCAGGAAGCACAAGCAAGAAUUUAGCACCUCAUUUGCACUUCUAAUAACUUUUUCCGCAAGCCACAAAAGCACAAACCACACAUCCAGACAAAAACCUCCAUGAGGCAGAGAUGAGAAGCAACAUUUGAUUUGCCCUGUGGCUGAAAGUCUUAUUCGAAACAGGGGGUCUCAUUUGAGGCUCACGUAUUGUAACCCAGGAUCAUUAAAAACAGCUUGAAUUGUUUUUCAUUCCUUACUGAUAAACCUCUUAACUGGUCCAGAAUCAUUUACUGCUAUAUAUUUGUGCGAGAUAAACAUCUGCGGCCCGUCCUCGUGAGUAUCAUAAGUGCCAUCUCCCUGUGUUCGCCUUCUUUCAUCACAUGCUCCCUGGGACUAUUUUGUGACUCUCCACGAACGUCACUCAUGUACCCACGCUUUCCUUUAAUCCUGCCUGCUUAGCUCUGUUAUAAUACGAACACUGCAGCCUGUCAGACAGAGCUGGAGAGAUCAGUUUCAGGGAGUGUGGUCUGUUUCCAUAUCGCCGUCUGUUACACUCAUUGUAAAAACAUUGCAAUCAGAUUACUCAUAGUUGAAGUGCUUGCGUUAUAUUUUGCACUGAACAAGGGCGUUUUUAAAGUGUUUGGAUUAGUUUUUCCUUUCAUCUUUUUCCAAAACUUCAAACUGAUAAUGAUAAAUUAGUCACAUAUAGUAAGGGCUACCUAGAAUCAGGUGGCUAAAUUAGUCCCUAUUCAUGCUUUUAUGUGUAUAGGUCAUUUUUUGGAAAACGUAUCGAGGGUCAAUAGCUGUAAAUAUAAUCUGUACAUGUUUGAAUAUACAUUUAUGUGUUUAUGUACAUGUGAUUAUUGUGGUUAUUAACUGAUUGUGCAGUUUAAAGUUCGAAAUGUGUCACUGAAUCUCUGUCAUUUACUGUUAUGUGUGUUAGACUUGGAUCAUUGUAGUUUUGUAAAUGUAACUUAAAUGGGUGAUGUUUACUACAGAGCAGAGAUUCAAAUUCAGUAAGAUGUCAUGAAUAAAAUAAGUCAACUGACAUAUGUCAACCUCGUAGUUACAUUAGUUCACAGCAAAACAACAUGUGAGUUUCAUAAUAACAGUGGUAAAGUUGUGAGGUGCCUGUUCUUUCCCUUUAGCCUGCAUAAAUUAAGUUUUUUUUUGUUUUGUACAUAAAAAGUCCAAACAAGUUCACAUAAAGAGGAUGUGAAAGUGCUGGUGGAUGGGUUAGUACAUAAUAUUUGUCCAGAAGACUGAAGUCAAGUCCCAGAUUAUAACCUUCUAUUUUGUUUUCUUGUUACAUUUUGUUGUAUUUUCAGUUGGUUUGCCUUCAUUGUGAGUCGCCGUUUUCAGAUCCUGUUUUAAUUGAUUUCGGUCAGUGUUUGACUGCUAAUGAAAGUCAUUUUCAGUUGCUGUUUUCUAUUGCUGGUUGAAGUAAUUUUUCAGUCUCUGUUUUUUAUUUCCAUUUUUGAUCACCGUUUUCUGUUGCUCCUUUUAGCCGUUUUCAGUCAGUCUUUGCUUACUACUAAACUGUAAUACUUCAGGCAUCCAGACUGCUUGGCUACUUUUAGGAAGAGAUCACUGAAUGUGUUGAAAUUCACCCACAAAAAGGCUAACCACAAAGUUCCAGUUGUUGUUUAGGUUACUGGGAUGAAAAAUCCCGCCACAAGAAUAGUCCCUAAAAACACAAGCAUCUCACAACUUUACAUUUUUUGUGAAAAUAAUAAAUUUUAUACUGUGGGGGCAGAGGGAAAUGUUGGCAUUAUACAUUUUGGUUUGAGUCUGGGUUGUACAUUUUCGGCACUGACUGCUUUGUCCGAUGUCAAUUGAAAAAAGGUCAGAUUUUAUAUCACAUCCAUUUAUAUGUGUGACUAUUAGAUUAGAAUCUAAGCAGCAAAGGAACAAUCAGUGAUUUCAUAUUCUCUUUGUGCAUCUUGACACUUGAUAUAUAUGUACAAAGCUGGAACUUGCUUUGUUGAAACUGAAAAUUAUUUUCAGGUUUUAACAAGAGGAGAGGAUUCUAUUUUCUACCUCCAGACUCACAUGAAUGUCAUCUCAUCGCUGUAAAUAUUUAUUCAUAUGCUGUUUUAUAUGUUUGUGAGUAAAAUAAUGAAGUUUAAAACUGCACUGUUUACAGUUGUCGCGAGCUAUGAGUGUGUGUGUGUGUGUGUUUGUGCCCAUGUUUUUGCUAUAUUGUGGGGACCAAAUGUCCCCACAACUGUAGGAAAACCGAAAACUAUGUCACUUGUGGGGACCUCAUUUCGGUCCCCACAAGUUUAAACAGUGUUUUCUUGGCCAUGUUGUUGUUACUGAAAAAAGUAAAAGUGCAAAAACGUUUCUUUAGGGUUAGCCAUUGUUUUGGUCUGGAUUAAGGUUAAGGUUAGGGUUAGGGUUAGGGUUAGGGUUAGGGGUUAGAUAUGAAUGGGAGUCAAUGGUAGGUCCCCACAAUGAUAGCAAGACACACACUGUGUGUGUGUGUGUGUGUGUGUGUGUGUGUGUGUGUGUGUGUGUGUGUGUGUGUGUGUGUGUGUGUGUGUGUGUGUGUGUGUGUGUGUGUGUGUGACUGUCGGAAAGAGAGAGAAAGUUAAGAAAGGGAGGAUAGAGAUGAAUAAUGUUAAAAUUAGAAUAAUACAACCUUUACAGCCUGCUUUCUAACAACCUAGACAAAUUUGAGGUUUGUUAGUUCUUCAGUUUCCAGUUACCAGUAAAGCCAAAUGUUUUUAUGUUCAUUGAAAAGUUUCCUGGGACAAAAACAGUGCAGACACAGUUUCUUAAGGUGAAUCCUAGUCCGGUUUUUCCUUUUAGGAGUGUUACUUACUCCAAAGUUUUCAUCUUAGCACUGGCACUCACUGAAUGGAAACACAGAUUUUCCAAAAUAACUGCAACAUGCUGUUGACUAAGAAAAGCUACAAAGAUAACCAUAGUUUGUCAGAAGACAUAAAAUUUCCCCAAACUCUGGGAAAAGUUGAAUAAACCUUUCCUCAAAAGCUUCUUUAUCAACAAAUAAAACGACAUAAGGAAAUGCGAUUCUCGCCUCACAUCACCUUUAACCUUCUCAGCUAAGCCCGUGGGACAGAGGCGUUUUGUGCUUAUUCAGUCAUCCAGGUCAUCCAUGAAGACUCAGCUUGCACGUGUGCAUUCAGGUUAAAGUGUACGUGUGGUGUGUGUGUGUGCGUGUUGGGAAUGACAUACAGUGGCAGGUGCAGUCGGUCACAGCAGCUACGGUAUCAGCUGCUGCAGAGGAAAUACAAUCGUCUAUACUGCCUCACACAGCUUUACACUUAGACAUGAAAACACACUCUGUGUCUGUGUGUGUCUGUGAAGUGUGACAUGUUUCCAUGGAACAAGUUUCCAAUUUAGGUAUGUUAAGGUUGAUGUUCAACAUGCAUGCCUUUAUGCUGCAUGUCCGAUAUGUUAACUGUUAUUGCCAUGUUUACUGUGUUGAUUCUGUUUUAGUGUUUGUCUUUAGUGAUGUAAAAUGUGGAAUGUGCUCUUGGAAAGUAUUGUCUUUGUUACCUUCACACAGAAAUGUAUUGGUUCUAGGUUUCAUGCCUGCGGGCAACAUGUGCACUUUUACAUCACUGGAAUAAAAUGAGAACAUCAACAUCAAUCAUCAUCAUUGAUGAUUGAUCAAUCAUGAAUGAAUACAAAAAUAAAUAAUCCUGUGUUAAAUUACACUUUCAAUUCCAUCAGAAUGUUUUUGCAAACACAGACAGCUACUCAAUUUUCAUCUUUAGAGUGUAUCAUUUGGGAAAAAAUAAUGUGAUAAAUGCUUUAUUAACACUGAACAGUUAGCUUUUUGUCUAAAACUAAAAAGUAAAGGUGGAAAUUUAACUUCUGUUGCAAUGUUUCCUUUGAUUUUCACAAGACUAAUGAGGUGGAUUUGAAUAAAUGGAUGUUUUCUA